This is a messenger RNA of Aspergillus clavatus NRRL 1, 393 nucleotides long. RefSeq names its product 40S ribosomal protein uS8. The coding region runs from base 1 to 393 and encodes 130 amino acids. Lineage: Eukaryota; Fungi; Ascomycota; Eurotiomycetes; Eurotiales; Aspergillaceae. Gene Ontology annotation, biological process: translation. Gene Ontology annotation, cellular component: ribosome; cytosolic small ribosomal subunit. Gene Ontology annotation, molecular function: structural constituent of ribosome. The transcript has 2 exons. The record is from RefSeq and is a predicted model, not a curated record.
AUGGUCAAGACUUCCGUUCUCAACGAUGCGCUCAACGCCAUCAACAACGCCGAGAAGGCCGGUAAGCGCCAGGUCCUGAUCAGACCCAGCUCCAAGGUCAUUGUCAAGUUCCUCAGCGUCAUGCAGAAGCACGGCUACAUUGGCGAGUUCGAGGAGGUCGAUGAUCACCGCUCCGGCAAGAUCGUCAUCCAGCUGAACGGCCGUCUGAACAAGUGCGGUGUCAUCAACCCCCGCUACCCCGUUCAGCUCCCCGAUAUCGAGCAGUGGGCCGUCCAGCUCCUGCCCUCGCGUCAGUUCGGCUACGUCGUCCUGACCACCUCCGCUGGCAUUAUGGACCACGAGGAGGCUCGUCGCAAGCACGUUGCUGGCAAGCUCCUCGGCUUCUUCUACUAG